UCCAAAAAUAUAGAAAAAAUAACAACAAAAUUUACACAUUACACAUAGAAGAGAAGAGAAGAGAAAGGUUGGGUGAAGGGAGAAAUGGAAGACGGCAAGAGUAUGGGUCGAAAGGAGAAGAGGAAGGCAAUGAAGAAAAUGAAGCGGAAGCAGACGAGGAAGGAGGCGGCGGAGAGUGAACGACGGGAGGAGGAGGACCGCCUCAACGAUCCGGAGGAGCAGAGGCGGAUGCAAUUGCUGGAGCAGGAGGAGGCGGAGAGAAUGCAGAGGGACACGAUCCUCUUUCAGGAGAGGGAGAAGGCUUUCAUGGAUAUGAUAAUCACCCGACAACGACAGCAGCAGCAGCAAGAACGAGACCAAGAGCAGAGCAUCGACCACGACAACGAAUUUGAAUACGUGGUUCAGGAAGAAGGCCCUCCGGAGAUUAUUUGGCAAGGAAACGAGAUCAUCUUCAAUAAGAAACAGCUCAGAGUCAGGGUUCCGGACACCGACACCCACAAUAACUUUUCGCAGCAGAAUGACGACAUUAGACCUACAUCCAAUCCCUUACCCCCGGAAUCGGAAUCAGAAUCGCGCACUCAGAACCUCCAGGACGUUGCUGAACAAAUACCCAAUUUCGGAACUGAACAGGAUAAAGCUCAUUGCCCUUUUCAUCUAAAAACGGGAGCAUGUCGCUUUGGUAGGCGCUGUAGUAGAGUCCAUUUUAUCCCUGAUAAAUCCUCCACUCUUCUAAUGGAAAACAUGUACAACGGUCCUGGCCUUGCUUGCGAUCGGGACCAAGACGAGGGCCUCGAGUAUACAGAUGAAGAGAUUGAUCGCUGCUUUGAAGAAUUUUAUGAGGAUGUCCACACAGAAUUCUUGAAGUUUGGGGAAAUUGUGAACUUCAAGGUGUGUAAAAAUGGUUCAUUUCACUUGCGAGGAAAUGUGUAUGUACAAUACAAAGCUUUGGAUUCUGCGCUGCUCGCAGCAAACUUAAUAAAUCGUCACGAUUUUACCGGAAAACGGGUAACUUGUCAAUUUGUUAACUUGACAAGAUGGAAGGUUGCCAUAUGUGGCGAGUAUAUGAAAUCGGGUUUCAAGACUUGUUCUCGCGGAACAGCAUGCAAUUUUAUUCACUGUUUUCGUAAUCCUGGUGGAGACUAUGAAUGGGCUGAUUCUGACAAACCUCCCCCAAAAUUUUGGGUAGAAAAGAUGAUUGCUUUAUUUGGUUAUUCUGAUGAUUAUGAGACUUCAAGGGAGCAGGGAAAUUUUAGUUUGUCAAAAACAGAUUCUGACAGGUACCACUGUAGAAGGUCAAGAUCCAGAGAGACGGAUCGUUUAAGUUGUGGUCAUUCUGGUAGAAGAAAACAUGAAGAUGAAAGAAAACAAAGAACUCCGUAUGAGGAUCGGAAUGCUAGCUUAAAAAACACUCAUAAAAGAAAAUCCAGAGGCACUACUGAUACUGAUUCUGACAGAGAAUGGUUAGAAAAGGAGGAAAUUAGGGAAAGACGCCAUGAAUACACUAGGAAUGGCUCAUUUAAUAAGCGCAGGGAUGAAAAUAGCAGAAGCCACGAAGAGGAUUCUGAUAUGGAUUGUGAUACUAGGGACAAUGAAAAACAGCAUGGAAGAAACCCAAGAAAGUGCGACAAUGACAUCAGGGUCUGGAUUAAUGAGGCUGCUGGUUUGGAUGGGGACAGAGAUGUGAGAAAGCACCGUAUUAGGGAAAGCUCAGGACAUCAGAGUGGUGACGCUUCUGAAUCCAACAAAGAUUUGUUUGGUAGAGUGGAGAUGGAAACACUACAUGAUCACUUUAGGAAAACAUAUAGUCACAGAAGAUCGGGUGUUCAGGUGUCUGUAAAAGGAAGAGAUCAAAACGACAAAGUUGAUAGAGACGGGUCCCGGAAGGACAGUUACAAACGAGAUCAUCACAAAAGGAAGUGAUCAAUAAUAAGUGAUAAAUACACAGAAGAAUUUGAUUCCCAUCAGUGUGGAGAGCAGCAGAUAGUGGAUAUCAAUUGGUGGAACUAAUCAUACUUAGAAUUUUUGUCCCGAUGAAAGUUUAGUGUAUUUUAUUUUUACAUUUCUUCCCAUAUUUAUUCUUUUUUUUUUCCUAAACCUUCCGCUUUUUCUAUUGAUGAUAUAUCUACGAAUAUUAAAAUCCCUCG
Molecule: messenger RNA, 2144 nt
Organism: Vigna angularis (adzuki bean)
Lineage: Eukaryota; Viridiplantae; Streptophyta; Magnoliopsida; Fabales; Fabaceae
Product: zinc finger CCCH domain-containing protein 5
Exons: 7
Coding region: 85-1920 (611 amino acids)
Biological process (GO): mRNA splicing, via spliceosome
Cellular component (GO): U2AF complex; spliceosomal complex
Molecular function (GO): pre-mRNA 3'-splice site binding; metal ion binding
Source: RefSeq, a predicted model, not a curated record